ACAAUGCCGCAAACGGAAAUUAAAGCUCCUGCCGUUGCGCUGACGACGGCACCACUGUCAAUGGACACACAGAAACAACCAACCGAACGGCUACAAAGCGGUGUUAACGUAACAAAGUACGAUCGAAGCAGAGAUAAGGAAUCCUCCGAAGAAGCUUCUCCGCGAUGUUUACGUUCGACAAGAAGUUUUCAACCAAAGCGAGUGUCGGAGUUGCCUCCCCUAGAAUCCGAUUCGGAUUCCGAUGGUGAUGGAAACUUAAAUUGUGCGAUUCUGAACGAUUCGUUUCUAUUGACGCCGUCUAAGUGCAUCGAUGAGGAGGACAGUGUGGAUAAGAAGAUCCCAUCCAAAGCCACAAUUCGAAGUGUCACGGAUGCCGUACCCAAAUCGCGAAUAAAGCUAGAAGACAAGCUUCCUUCGACGAACAUUGGUUCUGAACUUGAAUCCAAAAUGAUCAAGCGAGCGCCUUUGGUAGAACGCUCGCAAUUUGACCUAAGGCCUUACAAUGAUACGUCGCCGACCAAAUCGACACGUAGCCAGGAUUCUGGAUAUGGAGCAAGCGCAUCGGCCGAUACUGUUGGCGAACUGCCAAGUGCUGUACGUAGGCCUGACAGACCAGUACGCCAGAGUGGAGCCCAAAGUCCUGUUCCGUUAGAUGCGGUACCCGAAAAGAUGGAAGUUGAAAGGAGUCGUCAUCAAUUCGUAACUCCUCGUGAUAAGUUUCCUGGUGGGCAGCUUAGAGAAACUGGUUCAAAAAUGUUCACCUCCACUACGGUACGAAAGUCACGUAACACAAUUGAAAACGAGUUCAAAUCGCAGAAAGUAUUGUUUGCCACGCCGGUCGUGAUGGCCCGGCCACCGGUAAACUUUCUUCCUGACGAUAGUCUAAACUAUUCGGUGAUCACGCCAGAUGGCUCGAAGGGAGUGAAGCAUUUGUCACCGAUUAAGGAGCAACAGAAAAUGGUCAAAAGAUCGACGAAUCAACUGUUUGGGGAAUUGGAGACCGCAAACGAUAAAGUGACUCCGCCGAAUGUUGCAACUUUAUGCGCACCGAAAGGGGUGGAGAAACGGAUUGAUUCCAACGAUACGCCACAACAACCCAAGGAACGUCCUAUCGUAAUCAAUGGGAAGGAAUAUUUAGUGGUGAAGAAAAUAGGCUCAGGAGGCUCCAGUUCUGUUUUCUUGGCAAAACAAGUUGCCACUGGAUUGGAGUGUGCUGUGAAGCUUGUUAACUUGAACGGAGAUGCAAAUUUGGUCGAAGGAUAUCUGAACGAAACCAAAAUGCUUGCAAAGCUGCAAACGAACGAGAACGUAAUUGCUCUAUAUGACUAUGCUCACAUUCCCGAAGCCAGCCAGCUAUUUCUCGUGAUGGAAAAGGGUGAGAGUGACUUGCAUCGAAUUCUGCAAGGGUACACCUCGGACAUUCCACUUUACUCGCUGAUCAGCAUUUGGUAUCAGAUGGUGCAAUGUGUACACUACAUUCACGGGGAAGGUGUCAUCCAUUUGGAUUUGAAACCGGCUAACUUCCUCAUGAUUAACGGUCGGCUCAAGCUGAUCGACUUUGGGAUCGCGAGUAGUAUUUCGUUCGAUUCGACCAGUAUUAUGAAAUUCUCACAGGCCGGUACAUUUAACUACAUCAGUCCGGAGGCAUUGAUCGAUACGUCAAGCGAAAUGAGUCCGGCAGGCGCGCAACCACGCAUCAAAAUGUCGAAAAAGUCAGACAUCUGGUCAUUGGGUUGCAUCCUGUAUCUGCUUCUAUACAAACGAACGCCGUUUGCUCACAUAAAAAAUGUCGUCACCAAGGUGAAUGUCAUCACUAAUCCCAGAACGGUUAUCGAGUACCCUCCGAUGGCCAGCUACUAUCCACCGAUGCUGCUGGACAUUUUGAAACGGUGCCUUCGGUACGAUGCAAAGUCGCGUGCUUCCACGGCGGAACUGCUGGAGUAUCCUUAUCACAUGGUUAUUCCACUGAACAAGUAA
Messenger RNA from Anopheles marshallii, 1977 nucleotides. It is a transcript of the gene Mps1, whose product is annotated as serine/threonine-protein kinase tousled-like 2. The record is from RefSeq and is a predicted model, not a curated record. The transcript is spliced from 6 exons. Bases 4 to 1977 code for a protein of 657 amino acids. Gene Ontology annotation, cellular component: nucleus; kinetochore; spindle. Gene Ontology annotation, molecular function: protein serine/threonine kinase activity; ATP binding; protein serine/threonine/tyrosine kinase activity. Gene Ontology annotation, biological process: chromosome segregation; mitotic spindle assembly checkpoint signaling; meiotic spindle assembly checkpoint signaling. NCBI's taxonomy places the organism in Eukaryota, Metazoa, Arthropoda, Insecta, Diptera, Culicidae.